ACCACCAGAAGUGCCAGUAGCGUCUCUCUGCUUCCCAUAAAUUGUACCUUAACUAACUGAUUAGCCAAGUUGCGCAGAUAAAUCCAGCCAAAUUAUAAGGGCAAAUCUGGUCAGUCUGACGGUAGAGUAGAGACUCCUCGUGUGUCGAGCUAUUUAUUGGAGAGGAUUAUUUUACUUACAGGGUGUAAAAAAGCGAAAAAAAGUUGAACCGGAAACGGUGGAAACUUGAUACACCUGAAAUCUUCACCUGUUCCUUUGUCUGUAGAAUAAGUGGUGGUGCGAAUUGUAGUGUAAAAAAUAUAUACAGAGUUCUCUGCAACUUUAUUUAACCCCACCCAAGUGAUUUUAUUUAUCCACCUGCUCCUUCUUCUUCUGGAUGGGUGGCGUAUUUCAAGCGUGAAGUCAACAAUGGAUUAAUCGAGGUUUUAUUUAUUAUUGUGAGGAGACUGGUAGGAGAAGGAGGAGAAUCGUCGUCUUGAGAUUUAUUGGGGCUUGUUAGGUUCCAAAGUUCAGUUUUACAGUUUUCUUGAGAGACUUUAGACGUCAUGUUGACGGAGUGUUUUCAAAUUCGGAUCCGAUUUCCGCGAAAGCCGAGAAAGGUGCACUGCCUGGAAAUCAAUAAUAGUGACCCUGUUGUUGUUGUGACCCCGGUCAUAGUUCAAAAAGUUGUGUCAUCAUCAUGCCCACCGCCACGACCACCCCCUCCAAAACCAAGGCUCGUGAUACAUCUCCCGUCUCCGGAAGGGUUUUCCACGCCGCGUCUGCCCGCAACGCCACAGCCAAGGAAGAGGCUCAGAAUUCGGGGAAAUGCCAGGAAACGGGCACUCCUUAAAGCGUUGGCGGAUGGGGGUGACGGUGAAGGCGAGAAUGAAGACUUUUUUGAAAAGUUCUCCUCCAUCCGGAUCUCAUAUGCGGCGAGUGAGAAGAAACGCAUUCAGGAAUUCCAGUUUCCGACGGAUGAGAUUGAUGGGGAAUUGGCGGAUCAACUCUGGCCCACGUUGGGAGGUUGGAAUAUUGACGAUUUAUACAGUGAAGUGCUCUACGCCCUGGUGCGCGGUCGUGGCGCACAGUCCGACUCCCUCAUCUGCCACCUGCAGCAAGUCUUUCACAUUGAUAACGACAAGCAUGCGCGCCUCCUGGAGGCCGCCCGCGAGAAAAAAGCACCCCCACUCGUCCUCAACCUUGAAGUCGUCGAAGCCAAGGGGCUCAAGGGCAAGGAUGUCAACGGUCUCAGCGAUCCCUUUUGCACCCUUUUCGUCUCUCCGAAGCAGAAACAUAACACGUCGAUGAAACCAGAAACGUUAAAUCCCGUGUGGAGAGAAUAUUUCUCAUUCCCUGUCUCCACUGUGGAAGAUGACACCCUAAAUAUUGAAGUUUGGGAUUAUGAUCCCGAGGAAACGCUGGCAGAUAAGAUGAAACGUUUCGGCGAGGUCAAGUCGACACGAGGGUUGCGCAUUUUGAUGAAGGAAAUCGCUCUCACAGCCUCCACCGGAAAACAGUCUCACGAGUUCCUCGGCUGUCUCAAAAUACCUCUCAAUACCAUCCCACCCGAAGGGAUCGACUCGUUCUUCGGUCUGGAGAGCAGGAACGGGAACGGUCACAAGAAGAAGGGAGAAGUUCACCUAAGGAUGGCCCUCGGCGCGGAGAAGGAGAAGAAGGUGGCGGCGCAAGAGUACCGCCACGUGCUUCACCUCCUCCUCGUGCACGAGCUGGACGAGGAAAACGUCCCCCCGCACGAAUGGGAUGGCAAGUUUGCCAAACACUCGGAAUUCAUCCUCCGCCAGCUCGAACUUUUGGGUGGACUGAACCAAAAAGAUGUCGACAUGGCGAGAUGGCUCGUCUACACGCGCGUCCAGUGCGAACAUCCCCUCAACGUCAAAGUCUUCCCCGUCCUGUUUAAAACCUUGGUCAACUAUGUGAAAGGUGGUCUCCUCGGGGAUGAUGAUAUUCGAAAGUUCUGGUUCGCGACGGAGAAAUUGGUGGAAAACUUUGCAACAUUUUUUAAGAAUAUUCACCAAUGUUUCCUCUCCAACGGGGGCGGCGUCACGCAGACGUAUCACAUGUUGCAGACCCUGGAGAUGCUCGUGUCUCACUUAAAAACACGCCAAAAGUCGAACAAGGAUCUUGAGGGGAAGAUCUCGGUAGAAUUUGUGAUAGAAAAAACUGAAAAUGCCAUUUCCAGAGGGGCCAACGAGCUAUUUUCCGGCGUUUCGCAACCAUCUCACAAUGGGCAUGAGUCCCCGGUGGAAAACAUGAUCAAAAUCGGUCAGAUUAUCAUAGCCGAUUUGCGGAAGGGCCUUGAAACUCUGCACGCUUUGUUCAAAGAACUCUUGAACGUCGACUAUUUCGACAUCACUUACAAAGUGUAUGACGAAAAGUACCACGACAUGGUGAAACCUUUCGUGGAGGAGAUUUGCAGUCAUUUGAAACCUCUCGACCUCCGCGAGGACGACGGCUUCCUGCAAAAUCAGGACGUCACGAUGGGCACCAAUCUCUUCGAGCUGUACCUCGCCGUCAAACAAUUUGCAGACUUAUCUUCGAAACUGACGUCGCCCAAGGAUCUCUACAUCCAGGGGUCAUUCCACAACUGGUUCCACACGAGCGUGGCGCAAUGGUUGGACAUCGCGUAUUUCAAGGCCAUUAAUCGUAUCAAGAAAGCCGUGCAGCUCGAUUCACUGAAACCGGUGGACGAAUUCGCCCAGUUUACAUCCUCCGCGGUCGACACGGCACAUAUUUUCCAUCAGAUACAAAUUUUCUGGAGUCAAUUAGCCUGGCCGGAGAUUGAAGGGUCGUACAGCUUUAUUGCCAAGAUUUUGGAUGAUUUGUGCCGAUGCACGAUCUAUUACACGGAGAUGAUGUGCAUAAAAGUGGAUGAGAUGGAAAGCGGACAGGAUGACAUAUCAGAAGAGCUCUGUUUCGCGAUCAACAAUAUCGAAUGGGUCGGGAUGGAAAUGUCCCCAAUCAGCGAGAAACUCGGGAUCAAGAGCAUCAUCAAAGAGCUCCAAGACAUCCGCGGACCUUCCGUCGCCGCGCAGUGUGAACGCACGCUCAUCACCGUGAUGGAAAACGCCAAAGAAAACGUGCACAAUAAAGUUAUCGAAGUUUUAGAAAAAGUUGGGGAUAAGAUGCGCCCCAUGAUUCUUCGCUUACUUUUGGAAGGAUCUGAAACAGAUUCGGAAUCUCAUUUGAUCGAAACGCUGAUGAAAUAUUUGGAUAAAAACUUGAUCAAAUUGAAGCACAAACUUUCACAGAAUAAUUUUGACAAGAUUUUCGUCAUUUUGUGGGAAAAUGCUGCCGUCGCGUUGAAAGAGUUGAUCAAUACGAAUAUCGAGAAACGUCGUCCGCCCUCCUUUUUUAAGCAGAUCCACAACAUGUUGCAAAUCCUGAUAAACUUUUUCUACCCGGAAGGCGACUCCGCGACGAGGCGGAUGGACGCCACGUACAACUCGAGCAUUCGUGAGAUGGAGGAGUUGAUCAGUCUCUACGGCGCCACGACGGGCGAGCUGGUCAUGAAGUAUUACGCCGAACGGUGGCAAACCCAGGCCGCCACGUCCAACAAGACCAGCGAGUUGGGCUCGCUCACCGUCCGCGCCCACUACUGCGAAGACAUUCACACCCUCAAGGUCGAAAUCCUCAACGCUAGGAAUCUCAAGAGCGCAGAUGCAAAUGGUCAAUGUGACCCCUACGUCAAGCUGAAGCUCGUCCCGCACGAAGUAUUCCACAUGACGCCGAAAUUUAGAACCAAGACGAAAAAGAAGACGCUUUUCCCUCUCUUUGAUGAAACGUUUUCUAUAAUACUGAGCCCUGAGGAGAUGUCGCUGGGCGGAAUGAUGGUUUUCUCCUUGAAGGACCACGACCUAUUUGGGCGGAACGACUUCAUCGGCGAGUGUUUCCUUCCCCUGGAGUCCGUCCCCUUCACCACGGCGUCCACCUCGCUCCAAGACCUCCCACAAAUCUUCCUCUCCAUCACGAAACCUGCCCAGCCAAACUCUCCCAUCCUCCUCACCCUCGAAAAUCGAGUCUGGGACCGGGCGGCCACUGACUUUUUGAAACACGAGCGACAAAAAUUCAUCGCCUCGUCCACAUCCCCGCAGCAAACAUAGGAUUAUAGCCCGAGCUAAAUAGUUUUCAUAUUUAUUACAAAAUCCGUUAGCUAGUUACAAAUUAAAUAAAGAAAAAACUUUCCAACUUUA
Messenger RNA from Folsomia candida, 4193 nucleotides. Its product is annotated as protein unc-13 homolog 4B. Lineage: Eukaryota; Metazoa; Arthropoda; Collembola; Entomobryomorpha; Isotomidae. Bases 546 to 4103 code for a protein of 1185 amino acids. The record is from RefSeq and is a predicted model, not a curated record. The transcript is spliced from 20 exons.